AUUACUUCCCUAUUUAGGCUUUUCCCAUCAGCGCAGUAAGCUUAUCUCUGUGAUUUGAACAAUGAAAAAUUAAAUUACAAAAACGAAAAAAUCAAGAUGGAGGGAAAUCUUCGUCCACUCGCGAUAAACAACAAGCCAUUUGUCUUUGGAGGCAUUUACGUAAGAAUCUACAUUUUUUCCAAGUGUGUGCAGGAGUGUGAGUUUAAACUUCCCUGUGAAGAGAUGUGUUCCUAGUGUUCCUAGAUCACGAAAACAAAAACCAUUGUUGGACUCAUCCAUAUUUGAUUUGUGAAAUAACAAAGUUUUCGAUUUUAUUUCUAUAAUUUGCAGCGCACAAAGUGAAAGUGUGUGUAUUCAUUACAAUUGUGAACUCAUUUGCAAUAGCCACUAAAAGCGGGUUAAUCGAAAGUGCAGAGUCUGCACUGCAGAUCGUUGUCCGAAUUCCACCAGCAUCCACAAUGCACCCUCCAGCCCACCACCACCUCUUCCAUUGCAUUUUUAUCCCACCCAUUUGGUCAUUGCACUCAUUCCACUCCGCUCGUCCUUUCGAACAGCUAGAGAUCGCCAGCACUACGAUAGAUUCAUGCUUGACUUGCGGUUAUCGCUAACUUUUAUGGCUACUGAAAAUGGAUUCACCCAAAAUUGUAACUAAAAUUAUUAGUUUUGCGUCAGAUAGCAAUGCCCAUUCACUCCACCGAAAGUGCCCGAAACGAGCCGGCGACCAUGAGCUCAGCCGAUGACCGAAGGAUCCCCAUAACUAUACUAUUCCAAGUCCAAAAUGAAUUCGUGUUUGAUUUGUUUCUUACUAAAAUAGAAAGAAAAAAUUUAACUUAUUUUAGAAUUGUGUAACUUAUAGAGCACUAGUCAUUAAAAAUUGAUCUAUUUUUGCAUAUCGGAGAAAAUUGUAUUAGAAUUAGAAUUUGAUUUUCUCGAACCUCGCUGCAACAGAAUACAUUAGCGAAAAAUUAACUCACCAUGAGACUGCAUUUAUUUGUUAAUCGGACUCUGCUGUUUUUAACCCCUUAAAAUGAAUGAGGGAAUUGUUACCCUACCCUAGAUCCAAAUUCGCUGGGCAGGUGGCUCCGCUGGUGCAGAGCUUCGUUUCGGGGCACUUGGGUCGCAGGAAUGGCCAUGGCUAUUUCCGGAACUAUGGUUUUAAGUUGACCAGCCGACCACCCUGACGCUUCCGGAAUCCCAAUGGCACCGUCAAGACUUUGAUCCAAAUGCCGUUGCAGGCCGCCAAUGUCCAGGAGCAAAAGUCUCCUCCGGUGGCUUCAUAUCCGACACCGGCCACUCCGGUGGCUGUUCAGUCGCCACCGGACGCAUUAUUGGCUGUGAAGCCUCCAUCGGCUCCUGUACCUGUUCGAGUGUCGAACUCUUCCGUCCAGCACCAGAAUCCGGAUGCAGAUUCGAAGCUGCCCUUGCCAGUUAUAAUCAAGGAGGAGCCGAUCUCUGUCGACGAUAAACCGUCCGUCGAUAUUAUAGAGGAAAAUACCAGUUCCAGUACCAGUGCCAUCGGCAUCGGGGGCAAGAUCCCAUUUAUAAAUAUCUUCCAAAACCGCAAGAAGUCGUCUGAACGCACUCGGGACAAGAAGCUGCGACAGAACCGCCAGCUGCGCGAGUCCAUGCUCCCCAAGAACGCUCUGAUGGCCCUCAAGGAGGUUAAGGGCGUGACCAUCAGCGAUUUCACCAUCGUCAGCAAUACCUACGGGGGAUUCACGGCCGUUGUCACUGUGAACUCGACUCAGUACGUGGGCAAGGGUACCUCGGAAAUGACAGCCAAGAACGCGGCCUGCGAGGAGGCUUGGCGCGAUUUUAUAAUUGCAAAGAUGACCCCCAAGCCGCCCGGUAUUCACAAGGUGGAGACGGAUACCAACGAAGAUGAGGCCGAUGCUCCGGAUGAUGAUCUGCCCAUGUUGAAUCUGGCUUCGUUUGCCAUCUACAAGCUGUUCGCGGAGUGGGAGCGCAGGGGCUAUGUCGUACCCAAGAUGUACCCUUCGGCCAAUGCUGCCCAGCGUACGGAGCUACCCUUUGGCUGGGAGACCAUGCACCCGGCGAGCAUUCUUUGCAUUAUGCGCCCGGGACUCAACUACGUGGACUACGGAUUAUCUUGGCACAAGGUCACUUACAUGCAGCAUAUGGGAAUCACGGUGGACAACCAGAAGUUCCACGCCCACGGCAGAUCCAAGAAGAUCGCCCGUCGAAACGUGGCCGUGAAAGUGUGCAACUCUCUAUUCGGCACAAACUUCACCUACGACGACAGCGCUUAAGACACCAACUCCAGCCGCAGACUCCAACUGCCGACAGCAACACACCUCGCCAACACGCCUCUCUUAACGGCCAGCAAUCAGAAGAUUGCGACCCUGACGCCAAAUGCGCAGCUUUAAGAAUUCCUUCUCUGUGAAGGUGAAGAGGCAUAUUAAACAAGAAUUUACCAAUUUAGCUUGCAUUUGGAACAGCUCUUACUUAUGAAUUUUUAGGUGGGCCGCAGCCGUUUUCAACCACGAGUAAUCUUGAACUGCAAGAUUAUCCGAAUAAUUUUAACGCAAGGUUCCUUGGUAAUGCUGAUUAAUUUUUUCCGUGUAUUUUGUUAUACACUGUUGGCUUGUUUUUUUUUUUAUUAUGAAAUCGCUUCCACAGAAGAGCAUUUCGGUGGCAGAUUGGGUAUAAAAUAAAAAUUUUGCUUACCAGUGAA
Messenger RNA from Drosophila simulans, 2695 nucleotides. RefSeq lists its product as uncharacterized. The record is from RefSeq and is a predicted model, not a curated record. The transcript has 4 exons. Lineage: Eukaryota; Metazoa; Arthropoda; Insecta; Diptera; Drosophilidae. Bases 1224 to 2270 code for a protein of 348 amino acids.